Molecule: messenger RNA, 3858 nt
Organism: Aspergillus wentii DTO 134E9
Lineage: Eukaryota; Fungi; Ascomycota; Eurotiomycetes; Eurotiales; Aspergillaceae
Exons: 2
Coding region: 1-3858 (1285 amino acids)
Biological process (GO): mitotic G2 DNA damage checkpoint signaling; activation of protein kinase activity; mitotic DNA replication checkpoint signaling
Molecular function (GO): anaphase-promoting complex binding
Source: RefSeq, a predicted model, not a curated record
AUGCUCACACCCGGACAAAAAAUCAAAGCCAUGCUAGCUGAAUUCGACAGCGAUUCAGAAUCAGACAGCGGAAAACCGAAACAAAAACCCGCGAAAUCCAUCUUCAACACCAAUGAUACUCAACGACAGGAACCCAGCGCAGAUUCGGAUGGCGACGAUGGCAGCGAUGAGGAUGAUGAUGAUAUUGUCAUGCCCAAGGGCCGGAUGGCGGCUCGGAUGCAGGCACAGGCAGAAAAGGAUACAUCCGAGGAACCGAACCAGAAAGAAACGGCUUACGACCGCGUAUUGAAGACGAUGCGAGCUGGGAAGGAAGAGAGCAGGAAAUCGGGAAACGAUGCUGGAGAAGACGAUGCGGCGUCAUCUGAAGAAGAGGAUCUCCCCAAGGCUGGACCGAGGAGGAGACUCAAUGCAUCGAAGAAAACAGCCCAGGAAGAUGAUGCAUCGGAUCGGUCGGCGUCUCGAGAACGCUCGUUUUCUCCUAUGUUCAUGUCCUCGCCUACAGCGCAACGCACCGAAGAUCGUGAUCAGAGUGAGGAGGAUGAAUCAGACGAUGAAGCGCCACAACCUAAGGAUAAAGCUCGGUUGCGUGCGCUGGUUGCUCAGAAGCGCAAGGAGCGCGAGGAGAAGGAAAAGAUCGAAGCGGAGAAGAAGGCCGCAAAGGCAGCGCAGAGAGAGCAAUUCAGCUCCGAAGUUCUCUCUGGAGAGGACAGUGAAGAUGAUGGUGCUUCGGGGCACAAACUGACUCAAGAAUCGCGUCCUGCGCGCAAGGCCAGCAAGAAGGCCUUGGAAGAGAUGAACCGCGAGACUCAGCGAAUGAGCAGAAACAUGCAAUUAGCUCACCAGGCGCAGACCAAGAAGAAGAUCACGAAGGAGAGCUUUUUUGCACGAUUCAACUUUAUGCAGCCAGAGGAACAAAGUGCGCCAGCUCCCCCGGCGGAGAACUCGUCAGCGACUGCCGGUUCGCAAAAUUCGUCUGAUGCUGAGGCUCAGAAGAGCAAGGAAACCCCACGUACAUCGCCUGUCCUGGGGCCGUCAGAUAAACCAUCCGAUCACGAUCCUACAAAAGCCCAGCCGGCAGCAUCGACAGAAAAGGAGGCGGUCGAUGAAGAGAUGACCGAUCUUCCCAGCCUGGAGGGAGUUCUAGCUGGAUCUGCACCACCAGAGCCCAAGGCUGCGCCGCCGCAACCCGAAUCUAAAGUGACCCGCCCAGAAAAGACUAAACCCGAGCGAAAAGCGUUGACAAAACCGCCUGUUCGCGUUCUCAUGUCCCGACAAUCAGUAGCCCAGCACCAGAAAGAUGAUUCUGGUUCUGACGAUGACUUGGAGGUUGUUACAUCGCCUGGCAAAUGCCGUCGGAUUGCAGCUUUCGAAAAUCUUCCCGCGAAGAAAGCCCAGGAAUCAUCCGCCAUGUUGAAGCUGAAAGCCCUAGCUCAUAUUGGCUCCCCGACUCGACGGACGGCGGGCAUGACUCCGGCUGAGUUGUCUGCCACAUUGUUGCAUCAGGCCAGACAACAAGCAAACAAAGAGCGGAGCGAAAGAAUCGCAGAACUUAGGGCCAAGGGCAUCAUUAUCGAAACGGCCGAGGAGCGCGCAGCUAUGGAGGACGAGGUCGAGAAUCUGGUGGAAAAGGCGCGAAAGGAAGCCGAGGACAUUGCGAAGCAGGAAAGAAAAGAUGCUAAAAAGAACGGCGAAGAUGUCGACGAUGAGGAGGAUGAUGAUUAUGAACUUUCCGGUUCUGAGGACGAGGGAGCAUAUGGUGAAGAUGAAGAUGAAGAAGAGGAGGAGGUGCAUGCAGCUGCAAAGGAAGAAGGAAACGACCUGGUGGAUUCUGAAGCUGGCGAGGACGAGGGCGAGGAUGAGAAUGAGGAAGAAGAGGAUGAUCGAACUGAAGUCAUGUCAGAGGCUGGAGUACCAUCUUCGCGUCGCAAACGCCCUACCCGAGUAAUUAGUGAUGAUGAGGACGACGAGGAAGAAAUCCAGGCACCCAGAACACCCUCCAAGCCGAUCGCCCAACCAGUGAACAAUGUCGAGCGCCCUCAAAUUCCAGGCCUAGAAGGAGAUGGUAUGACCAUGGGCCUUACCCAGGCCUUCGCUGGCACGUUGGGUGCAAGUCAAGAUGGCUCUCAGCCAGAACCAUCCACUAUCCCUCUAUCAUUGCCUGACCCCGGAGCGCCAAACUUCCAGGAAUCAGACUCACAAAUGAUUGUAAAGGAUAGUCAAGAGCAGCGAAACGCGACACCUGACCUCUUCGCCGGAUAUGCCCAUUCUGAGUCCCGAGUAUCUGAAUCGCCUGCUAUGCGAGCCAUGUCGCAAUUCUCCCAACCCCCGGAGCCAACACAAGAUGCCGGGUUCGUCUUUUCACCAUUUGAUCCGUCAAAGCGCUUCAUGGGUACGCCGCACUCGACUAUCGAGACCGUUGUGGUGGGAGACCAGUCUCAGAAUGAAUCCCCGAUUGCUCACAGAAAAGGGAAGCUAUUGCGGCGGGGUCGAGCAGCCGAAGCUUCUGAGGAAAAGGAGGAAGGCGAUUUCGAGAUUGAAGCUAGUGCUUUUGAUGUCAUGAAGAAAAAAGCGAAGAAGCCGAGUACACCAUUUGACAGGAAAAAGAGCAAGGCCAAGGACGUGGUGGAAGACGCGGCCGAGGAAUCAGAGGACGAGUAUGCCGGUCUGGGGGGUGCCAGUGACGACAGCGAAGAUGAAGAAGAUGCGUACGAUCAACAGAUGAUCAACGAUAAUAGUGGAGAAAAGGUCGAUGAGAAGCAGCUGGCUGCACUGAAUGCGGUUCACGAUCGAAACACCGAUGAAAAGCAAGUGGCCAAGCUGCUCAAGGAUAUCACUACAGGAGCUCUCAGGCGGCGAAAGAAUGCGGACGACGACUUCGAUCUGGAUGACUCGGACGAUGAACUCCUUGCCCGUCGACGACAGAAACAGAGAGAAAACGCCCGUAUGCGCAAGGCACUUCUCGCCGAUGAAAAGGUUGGCGAGAUCGCCGAGAACCCCAAGAAAGCAGCAUUCUUCCGAGCCAUUGAGGACCGCGAUAUGGAUGAUGAUGUUGGCUUGGACUUCCUUGAUUAUGAAAAGGAAGGUGCCUCUCAGGAAGAACCAUCUCAAAGCUCUGAGGGACAACAGAACUCAGCAACCGACGAAAGCAACAAGAGAAAACGUCCUCUAGAGCCGUCCGCCGAAGACAUCGCCAAUCGCCCUCCACCACAUCUCCGUCGUAAGCCAGCCAGCGCCAUGUCCAAAAAGCCUGCUUCUUUGGCAGAGAUCCGGGAGACCCUUUCCUUCCUCACGGAACGGCCUGAAUACGACUCAUUCCACGAGGACGCAUCGAUGGAUGAUGCCCCUGAACAGGAAGAGCAUGAAGACGAUGAAGACCGGGAACGCAGUGAAACUCCCGACGAUAAACGGGAAACCAGCCAGUCAAAGGAAGAGUUCACCAUCCCCAGUCACCCGCGCCGCACCAAAGGCCAUGUGGUUGACCGUCUCGCUCUACUCCGACAAGCAUCAUCCAACUCGGCGACAUCCUCAUCGGCCAACUCUCGUUUUGCGUUCCAGGUUGGCUCUGGAAAUGAUGCAUCCGACAUUGGAUUCCGACCACCCUUGCUUCGAAAGACAACGACAAGCUCUUCGUCGUCCAGCACGUCGAAAUCUAGCGCACAGCGAAACCCCAAGGCACCUCCGUCUGGAGGGUCUAUGGCCAAGAAGGGCGCUGUCAACUAUUACACUGCUGCGCGGGAGAAGGAGCGCGAGAGGGAAAUCCGAUCGAAGGGUCGAUCGGGAUCGAAUGUUGCUGCGCUGUUGAACAAGCAUGCUGGGAACCGACUGGGGGCUUUGGGAGGAAAGGGACAGUGGGAUUAA